Ogataea philodendri is the source of this 2379-nucleotide messenger RNA. RefSeq lists its product as uncharacterized. Gene Ontology annotation, molecular function: amino acid transmembrane transporter activity. Gene Ontology annotation, cellular component: membrane. The record is from RefSeq and is a predicted model, not a curated record. The transcript has a single exon. Gene Ontology annotation, biological process: amino acid transmembrane transport. Lineage: Eukaryota; Fungi; Ascomycota; Pichiomycetes; Pichiales; Pichiaceae. The coding region runs from base 1 to 2379 and encodes 792 amino acids.
AUGCCAAGGAGACCUCCGUCUGUUACUGACGACCGGUCUUCGGGCCUUUUUCCACAGCUGCGUACUCCAGAAAUACUGGACGGCGAAUCCCUGGCACAGUCCUCGUCCUCCGAUUCGGACCUCGACAGCUCCAUCAUCAAUAAACUGGCCUCUCUGGACCGUCUUCCCAAAGAUAACCUGCCCAGAUUCUACUAUACCGAUCUCUACGACACCUACGCACAACCACAAAAAAGCUUUGAAGAGUCCGAUUUUCAAGCUUACGACCGCAAAAUACACCUAGAGGAGAAAAUUAGAGCAAGACUCCGUGAUACCACCAGACGGCAACUGCCCUCGACGCACAACUCGGACUUCACCAACAUCCCCAUAGUCAACGUGAAAGACACAGGCAGUUUUACCACCGUGCCCAUCGACGACUGCGUCGAUAUCGAAGACCAGGCCAUCGAACUCCAAGAGGUCGAUAAAGGACGCUCAACGCUUAGCUACGCCGAUUUCUACGACCAGGCAGAAAUGAUCGUCAGCAACGAGGACGAGCUCGACUACAGCUUCUGUCGAAUCGACAGUCCACCGCAGAAAAAGUCCGCCAAACGCAAAUCGUUCUUCCAGUACUUCAAGAUCAAUACCCAUUAUCGUAUCCAGCGAAAACUGCAUGUUCGGCACCUCCACCAGAUCGCUCUUGGAGGAACUCUGGGUGUCGGAUUGCUGCUUUCUUCCGGAAAAGCGUUCUCGAUCGCCGGGCCGCUGGGCUGUCUUUUGGGAUUCACGUUCGCAGGCCUUAUUGUUCUGGCCACCAUGUUGUCCUUCUGCGAAAUGGUCACUCUAAUUCCUCUGUGUGGAGGUGUUUCCGGCGUGGCCAGCAGAUUCGUCGACGACGCGCUGGGUUUCGCUCUUGGAGUCGCAUAUUGGGUUAGCUACUGUAUCGGGUUCCCAACAGAGAUCACCGCCGCUUCGAUCAUGCUCAGUUUCUACCCGUCUCUUGACAUACCGGGCCCCAAUACUGCCGGCUGGAUCACGCUUUUUCUGGUCGUUGCCCUCGCUGUCAACCUGUGUGAUAUUCGUGUCUACGGUGAGGUCGAGUACUACUCAACACUCAUCAAGGUGCUCAUUCUCGUGGCGUUGCUGAUUUACAACUGUGUUCUCAACGCUGGUGGCUCCGCCCCUCACCACGAAAAAAUAGGGUUCCGGUACUGGCAGCACUCCAAGUCCGAUUUUGCAAACCACGUCAUCUACGGGCCGUUCAGACCAACUUUCGACGUUGCAGAUACAGGUACGGGCGCCCUCGGUGGAAUUCCAGGAGCCAAGGGCCGAUUCUGCCAGAUUUUGGUGGCUUCCAUGGUGGCAGCAUAUGCGUACGUUGGAACAGAGAUUGUGAUUAUUGCAGGCGGGGAGUCGCGUAAUCCACGUGUGGCCAUCCCCAGCGCAACCAAGAACAUUUACUGGAGAAUCCUCGUGUUCUACAUCGUCGCCGUCUUCAUCAUUGGUCUCAACAUCUACAGUGGAGAUCCAAGACUGUUACGCUACUUCACCUCGGAAAGCCACAUGAGCGAAGAGCAAAGACUCACCAGUGACGGCCUCGAACAGGCCAUCAUUCUCAUGAACGGAGGCGGCAACUGCAAGACCACGCUGCUUAACUGGGCCGGGUUCGCGAACGGCAACCAGUCCCCAUUUGUGAUUGCCCUGCAGAGUGCUGGUUUGUGCAGCUUUGCGGCUGCAGUGAACGGCUUUUUGAUCUACUUCGCGCUAACCGCGGCAUCGUCCCAGCUAUACGCGUCCUCACGAACACUCUACUACCUUUCAAUCCAAGGCAAGGCCCCCAAAGUGUUUUCCAUCUGUUCCAAGAGCGGUGUUCCGUACAUGAGUGUGUUGUUCACAGGACUGUUUUCCGCGUUGGCGUACCUUUCUGUCAACAACAACACUGCGCUUGUUUUCGAACGGCUUCUCAGUGUCUGUGCAUCAACAGGCCUGAUUGUCUGGAGCGGUAUGUGCUUGUCCUUCAUCCGGUUCUAUCAUGCAUUGAAACUGCGACCAGAUAUUAUAAGCAGAGACGACGAGAACUACCCCUAUAAAUCGCCAUUCCAGCCGUAUCUGGCCUACUUCGGCAUGGUUAGCUCGUUCUGCCUGGUGCUGGUCACCGGGUUUGUGGUUUUCAUCCGGGGACAGUGGUCGGCCGCGUACUUCGUGUCGUGCUACGGCUCCUUCUUCCUGUGCAUCUUCUGUUACACAACCUACAAGAUUUUCAGAAGAACAAAGAUCCACCGAGUCGACCAGCUGGACCUGGACUCCGGCCGACGCGAGAUCGACCGCAUCAUCUGGGAAGACGAAAAACACUACACCAGCAACUUCAAGGAGAUCAUCAAGAAAGGUCUUAAUUUACUGUUGUAA